Messenger RNA from Cygnus olor (mute swan), 2976 nucleotides. RefSeq lists its product as uncharacterized. Lineage: Eukaryota; Metazoa; Chordata; Aves; Anseriformes; Anatidae. The coding region runs from base 104 to 2677 and encodes 857 amino acids. Gene Ontology annotation, cellular component: cytoplasm. The record is from RefSeq and is a predicted model, not a curated record. The transcript has 19 exons.
UGCAGCUGUGACUCGGACCCUCAGUGUCCGUGCAGGACAGUGACGGGACAGGGCAGGAGCACAGGGCCUUUAAGGAGUCUAAGUGCACAGCCCACGUCCCACAAUGCGGUUCCGAUGCUGCUACCACCGGAGAAGACGACGUAUUAUCCUGGGGAGGUAUCCUUGCCGUCAUCGCUCCAUUCCUCCAUCCCGCAAGGUGGCAAAGAUAACCCGCCCCUGCUCCAGGAUGGUCUGGCAGGAGACCUGGUCUCCUGAGGAGAGCAGCUUUCCGCUGGAUUCCUUGGAUUUCCAGCCACCGAAUCCCAAUGCCUGGUCGUGGGAUCUUGGCAAAGAGGAAGCCAAGAAAGUCAUCGAGAUAUUUGUCAGAAGCACAAAGAAGGAUGAGGAAAAGAAAAUGAAGUUCCUGGAGAGCAUCUGCACCCUGUGCAGACACUGUUCCUUGCUGGAGGACAUGGAUGCCUUCUGCCGCAAAACCGAGCUGGCAGAGAACAUCAAGGUUUUGCUGGAAGAGGAGCCCACGGACAGUUUGCACACAGCAUUUCGUAGGAAUGCCAUGCUAACUAUUGCCACCCUCAGCUCCACCACGGAGGCAGCACUGGAUGGCAAAAAGGAGAGUCUCCUGCAUGCCUGCUUCAAGAGUGUCUUCUUUCUGCCUCCCUAUUUGGACAUGUCAGCGGCAGAAAAAGAUCUCUACAACAAGACCAUGAACGCCAUGGAAAUCAUGCUGCAGGCCUUUGUACGCAACUGUCCAAUCUCCAGUGUCGGCGAGGAGUUGCAGAUUAUUUGGCAGGCGCUGCUGCACUAUGCCACCUCCCAUAACACAGCUGUGCGCAAGAUUGCCCUGCAGAAGAUUGAGAGGCUGAGUGAUUUCCUGGUCACAUAUUUGGGGAAGACCUCGUUCACUGCUGGACAAUGCAACGGCAGCCCUGGCACCCACAAAGAGGUCCACAUCCCCAUCCUGGGACAGCUGCUGGGACACCUCUUCAUUUCCAGCUGUGGCACAGAUUCCAACAGUUGCACAGCUUUGGAUGCUCUUUAUCACUUCUACGCAUUCCUCACAGACGGAAGAGAAUGCUCGCUGACAAAGGACAUGGAAAAUUAUGUACAGUGCCGCAAGAAGUUGAGGGAUACGACAUUCCCUUCAUAUGAAAUGUCCAGACCCUGUGAUAUUGCCAAGGCGUUUGGAGGACACCUCAGGCCUUCUGAAAGGGCGGACAUCAUCCUCACAGCCACUGAAGCUAUGCGAGACUCCAGCAUCUAUGGCAAGCAGGGGGCCUGCAGCGUGCUGGAUGCAGCCUUGGAGGACCCUGACUACUGGCUGACAGAUGUGCCAAUAAUCAUGGAAUGCAUCAGGAAAAAUCUGGACAGCAUCCACACGGCAUCAGCGCGGCGCUGCCUGGACUCCCUGCUUCUCCAGCUGACCAACCAGAUGUCCAGGGAAGAAGUCAAGAACCUGCUGAAGUUCUCUCCGCCAAGUGACAGCACUGCCCUGAGCAUGUGGGAGGUGGUCCUGGCCAUGCCGCAGACCUUGGAGAAAGUUUUAAACGUGCGGAUGGAAAUCUUGCCACUGUGCGACUGGUGCACCGCGGUCACAGAAGACACCUGCAUCCGUCGCUUGGCUGUGAGUUCCCAGAUGAAACCUUGCUCCCAGCAGGGCUGCGCGUGCCCCUUCAGGCACACAGGCACAGCCCUGUCCCCAUCUACCCCCAACCUGCCAGCUCCCCCAGGACGUACGGACACAUCGUCCCUGGGGCCGGCAGGGCCGGCAAGCCCCCGUAACCAGCCGCGCCUGGUGCCUCUUUGGUGCCAGCUCAUGCUGGCCCAGAAUCACAUUUCUGAAGAGGAGUUUGGUAACCCAGUGCACCUCCUGAGUUACCUGAAGCACCCAAGCCCAGCGAUGCGCUUGAUGGUUCUCAAAGGGCUCUCCACCGUGUCAGAGAGCCCUGAGAAGGCAAGAAGAAUUCAGGUCGUGCUGCCAGACAUCCUGGAGGCCCUGCAGGACACCAACACAGACGUCGUGCUGAAGGCCCUGCUUGUGCUGAGAAACGUGAUGGCUCAUGUGGAGAGGAGAGAGGCCAGUCGCACGGCUCUGCAGCUGGCUGAGAAGCUCCUGCCACUCUUUGACCAUGAGUCCAGCCAGGUGCGCGAGCACUCCAUCUGCCUCUUCCAAGCCGUGACGGAGGCUGUGCUGUGGCACAGGCAGAAGGAAAUGAAGAGGAAAGUGCACAGCAGCCUUCUCCCACUCUACUUUCGGAUGAGAGACCAGAGUGAGAGCGUAGCAAAGGCCUCUGGGGAAGCUCUCGUCGUCGCUGCAGAGUUUCUGCGACGCAAAGAACUCAAGCACUUGGCCCAGAAAGAACAGACGUGGAAGAUCGGGGAGUGCUUGCUGCAGCAGGGCAGAGACAGAGUAGACGAAUACCUGCAGCAGAGCCAGCCCUACCUGCAGGACUCUCAGACCGUCUUGCGACUUGAGGCCGUCAGGUUCAUUGGGCUUGCUGCGCGCUACUCCAAGGACCAGAGCGAGGAGAAGCUGAAUGAAAUCAUCAGCGUCCUCCGGUCUUCAGGGAACGACCCGGAACCCAUGGUCAGAUGCCUGGCAGUUCAGACCAUCAUGAUCCUGGCGUCAAGGCGUAACAGAACAUCAGGACGGAGAUUUCGACUGUUGUGGUGCUGCUAGCCAUGCAGCACUCCUCAAAUCAUCAAUAUAUAUCUUAAUAGAACCGGGUUCUUGUCUCAUUAUUCCAGCAGCUCCUUCAAAGUGACUCGGUGCCAUGAUGCAGAGCUAACUUGGAGGCUACCAAGGACGUCUUUUCCCUGGGCCCGGUGACUGCUUGGUGCCUACUCAAUGGAAGAGUCACAGAACCGCUGCGGUUGGAAAAGGCCCUUCAGCUCAAGUCCAACCGUCAGCUAACACUACCAGGCCCACCACAAAAGCACGGCCCUUAGUACCAAGUCCACACACUUCUUUAAUAGCUC